Molecule: messenger RNA, 1712 nt
Organism: Saccostrea cuccullata (small rock oyster)
Lineage: Eukaryota; Metazoa; Mollusca; Bivalvia; Ostreida; Ostreidae
Product: cysteine and histidine-rich domain-containing protein 1-like
Exons: 9
Coding region: 43-1002 (319 amino acids)
Source: RefSeq, a predicted model, not a curated record
AUUGAGGAGAAAAAUUAUUUGAGUUAUCGUUAAGUUUUCAAAAUGACUGAGCUUAUCCACUGCUACAACAAAGGGUGUGGUCAAAAGUUUGAUCCAACUAGCAACGAAGACGAUAGUUGUACUUAUCACCCUGGACAACCUGUGUUCCACGAUGCACUGAAGGGCUGGUCCUGUUGCAAGAAACGCAGUACAGAUUUUACAGAAUUCCUCAAUACACCGGGUUGCUCAAAAGGAAAACACAGUAAUGUUAAACCUCCAGAACCAGUCAAAGAGGAGAAAAACAACAAAGAUGAGGUCAUUGAAGUUAAGAUGCCGGAGCCUAAGAAGCCCAGGGACCCCUCAGCUAGACCCUCCUCAGAUGAACCUCUGGUCCCCCUCAGUGUAAAUGUCACAUCCUCCCUUAAACAGGCCCUGGAAAAACACAUGGAAAAUGUCAAUCAACAAACAACGGAAGAUAAAACUGACUCAACAGAAGUGAAAGUUGGCACAUCAUGUAAAAACAAUGGAUGCAAGGCAUGUUAUGAAGGAGAAAAUAGUAAUACAGAGAGAUGUUUAUAUCAUCCAGGUUUUCCAGUGUUUCAUGAGGGCAUGAAAUUUUGGUCUUGCUGCAACAGAAAGACAUCAGAAUUUGACCAGUUUUUAGCUCAGGAAGGCUGUGAAACGGGAACACAUUUAUGGAUCAAACCAGAGGUAGAAGGAGAGAAGAAGUCCUGUCGGUUUGAUUGGCAUCAGACUCCAUCCAUCGUCUCUCUGUCUGUCUUUGCCAAAGCUGCUGUUCCUGAGAAAUGUUCAAUAACUGUCAAUAGGGUGCGCUGUGUCAUCAAAAUCAUAUUUGAGGGAGGAAAGAGUCUCUUUGAAAAAGAUAUAAUACUGAGAGAAGAAAUAAUACCAGAAAAAAGCACAGUGAAAAUGAUGGGAACAAAAGUAGAAAUCAAUUUAAAGAAGGCAGAAGCAUUCAGUUGGCCAACUCUGGAUUUCCCAGAUAAAACUCCAGAGAACUAAGAAUCUCAAAGUUGAGAUCAAAUUAAACAGUUAACAGCUAGGAGACAAGCAAUAAACAACAGAUAUUGUGAUAAAGGAGCAUCUAUAUCCUAAAAAUUAAAACAGUGCUCUAUUAUAAUGCCAGGAUUAUUUAUUUCUAAUAUGAUCAAACUAGGGUUAUUUCCUCUCUUUUUUUGCAACUAUUGCUCACAUGCUGAAUCAAAGGGUAUAUCUUGUAUAUUUGAUAAUGCCAUGAAGCAUUGCAUAAUCCCUACAGAAGUGUACAUGGUCUAGAUGUUAUGGAUUCCAAGGUACAAAAGAUAACAUGACAUUUGAAAUUCCUUAAACUCAUUACCUUGAGAAGGUUGGCCUUCUUAACUACGUAUAUUACAGUGUGUCUUCGUUUUUGACACUACAAUGUUGGAUAAGAAAGUCGCUAUGCCCUAAAUAUAUUGUAUAUUGGGUAAUAUUGCUGAAGUUGCAUUGUCGCAUGUCAAAAGAGAAAAGCACCGAUGUUUCCAUGAAGUUAAUACAGUUAUUGAAAUGAUUAUUACAGAGAAAAACCUUCAAAUUAAAAAAAAGCAAAUAUUUCAAUGUCUUUAAUAAGCAAUGUGAAAUUUGCUGAAUUCUCUUUACAUCCAAGUAACUCACUAUAUCGUAUGUAUAUUGUACAAGUAUGGUUUGAUACAUUAUGCAUGUUUUCCAUGUUGUGAAUAAAAGAAAGGAGAGCA